This is a messenger RNA of Pimephales promelas (fathead minnow), 2171 nucleotides long. Lineage: Eukaryota; Metazoa; Chordata; Actinopteri; Cypriniformes; Leuciscidae. The record is from RefSeq and is a predicted model, not a curated record.
GUAGCCGGGUGGUGUUUGAACUUGUAAAAAAGUACUUCCCCUUUAAGAAAAUCGAGCCCCUGAUGAUGACGUGUUAAUAGCGCGCAAUGCAGAGAGAAACGGCAAACAGCAGUGCAUGAGAUUAAUCCAGCGAGUGUUGAGUAUCAUCCUUGAUUUAAUUGAUGCUCUAUUUCGAGAUGAUCGAAGAUGUUUGAUCGCACGUGACUGCAUUUUGAAAUCUCUAUAAAAGAGUUCGGGUGCCACUACCGUGUUUGUGUUUGCUUUGAAAGUGUAUUGUUUCACACUGAAAGUGUGCCCUAACAUUCGUAAAUAUUUGACAUUGAGAAAUUGACACUUUACUAAAUUAUCUGUUAAGAUAUUUUUUUGUUAAUUAUUCAUUUUGAGUUUAUAGUCUAUUUGGUUAAAGCAUUACAGUGACCCCGUGUGGGGAAUUUGAGUAGUGUGGUUGAGUGAUAAAUUAUCACCUGUGACUUGUUGAACUACUCAGUUUAAAGCAUUGAAGAUCUUAAAGAGCAUUUAAACAAUUGAUUGAUUUAAUAGAGGAAAAAUAAAACAAAUUGUAAAACGUGGUUCAGUGUCAAUUGAUUUGUUUUGUUAACUGGCAACAAAAUUUGGUACCAGGAGUGGGGUCCUUUUAUAAAUCUAUAUUGCCAGUGUCAGUUAAAUGUUAGUGGCACACGGGUGAGCAAACACGGUAGUGGUGAAGAGAAGCCUCUGGCGUGGAAGGAGUUUGCGGUCACUGGACGGAGUGUUCGACGCAGAAUAGAGACGGUCGUUGGUUUGGGCCAGGACGUGACAGAGCCGACGGAGUGGUGAAGUGCGUUCCCUAUCUGAAGUAGGCACGGAUUGUCCCUUUCAGUUGCCACACUCAAGACUUUGACUUGCAACAUGUCUGACUAUUCGGAGGGGGAAGAGGACGACAUUCGCCUGAAGUUAAGAGAACUGAGUCAAAAGCACGAUGAAGCAAUGGCCACACUUGAGUCUUUAAAAGGGGGGUGUAAUAAGACUUUUGUGUAUGUACCCCGAGAACGUCACAUCAGCCCAUUCACAGGGGACAUUGAAAAAGAUGGGAGAACAGUAGAUGAGUUUAUAGAUGAGGUUGAGCGUGCUUUAAGAGCCAGAAACAUGACACCAAAUGAUGAGUGUGAUUUUGUUAUGUCUUUGCUGCGAGGUGCUGCAUUAGAAGAGGUUCGAUUGCGAAGCAAUGUAGACACCGAUAUAUCCACGGAUAUACUUACUUACCUUAGAGAGGCUUUUACUGAUAGGCGCAGCAGUGCCCAACUCCUCCAGGACUUUUAUAGUCGUAAGCAGAAAGAGGGGGAGGAUGUUCGUGAUUUCUCUCAUGCACUAGCUCAAGCUCUCAGUCAAAUUACUAAGCGUGCACCAGAGGCUGUGGGAGAUGAAAAGACGAUGUUAAGAGACCAGUUUGUAGAGGGCAUCCGAGACCAUACCCUCAGACGGGAACUUCGGCGGUAUGUAAGAGACAAGCCUGAGUCUUCUAUGGUGGAAGUGAGGGAGGAAGCUUAUCUAUGGGGCUGGGAGGAGCAGUCUGGGAGGGUUCGGACCCCUAAAAGUCGAAGUGCUACAUAUGGCUCCUACAGUGAGAGUGCACACUGUGCAGAAGUAAAAGCCACGGGCCAAAACCCAGUUACUUUAUCCAAAGUAAUGGAUGUAGUAACUCAACAGGGCAGGCAGAUCCUUGAGCUAACCCAGGCAGUUAAUAACUUGAUGACACAACAACAGGGGGCUGGGGGCCUACGGAAUAACACUCGAGCCCAGUUACGAUUCACUGAAGAUGGUAAGCCCAUAUGCCUGAAAUGUCAAGAAGCCGGGCAUAUUGCGAGAAAUUGUCCCCAGAAACGAAACGCUAAGAGACCUGCAUCCCGUUCCAUUGAGUCGGGAAAUGUGACGCCCGGGUUGCUGUGAGUCGAGCAAUCCAGGGCCAACCUGUAGACUCAAGUCAAGAAGAACUGUUGAAGCGGGCAGUGGGGACAUGUCCUCAAGUGGAUAUUAAGGUUCUGGGCGUAGAAGUAUCCUGUCUCCUGGACACAGGCAGCCAAGUGAGUACGAUAUCUGAAAGUUUCUUUCGACAACAUUUGGGGGGUGAUGAUGAAGACAUGCUUUCAACUGCUGGAUGGCUCAAGCUGACUGCAGCAAACGGGCUGGACAUC